This is a messenger RNA of Seminavis robusta, 786 nucleotides long. The record is from the annotation of a GenBank genome assembly. Lineage: Eukaryota; Bacillariophyta; Bacillariophyceae; Naviculales; Naviculaceae.
ACCCACAGCUUCCGAGCCGCGCUGCACCAAUUCGGCGGCCAGCCAUGGCAGGUUCAAACAAAAGAAGGAGGACCGCCUCAAUCAAUCAAACUAUUUCCUCCAGCGCCCAUAGAGACCGACGAUGAUGCGCUUCACUGCUACGUUGAUCGCCGUGGCUGCCCUCUGUGGCUCUGUAGUAGCUACGGAUAAUCGCGAGAAUGUCUGCCUCGGUUUGAUUCAAACGCACUGCUCUGGGCAAGCUUCUCCCUCCAUCAUGAAUACCUGCGUUGAAAGAGGAAUUCUCACAUGCAGUAUGCCCCCGCACUGCUUGCAGCCCUCCGAGACGGGAAUGUGCCGUGCGGCCUUUCCUCGUUUCUUCUACAACGCGGGCUCUGGAUCCUGCGAGGAAUUCAUCUACGGCGGAUGCGGCGGAAACACCAACAAUUUCGAGACCAAAAAGGAGUGUCAUGACGCUUGCUCCGGAAUGAGGUUCUGCGGUGGAAACACCGGAGCGACCUGUCCCGAGAAUUAUCACUGUGCCGAGCAACCGGGGGAAACUGGCAUGUGUGUCUUGGUGCCACAGGAAAAGCGGGCUGCGGCUCGUCAGGGUGGAGGUCCACAACAACACGGCCAUACCAUGGCCGACAAGAAGAAAUUGAAGAAGAAGCAUCCCGAACACCCAGCCAAACCCGUCAAGGCACUUCGGAAGCAAAAGAAUCCCUAGGAUGACACAAAACUUAGGAUGAGACAAAAUUCGGUGUGGUGGUGUUGGCUACCUAUUUGGUUGUUCGUUUAGAAUAAUCUUUC